GACAAAUCAAAGAGCAAAGAUGGCUGACCAAGUGGCGCUGAAAUUUAAAAUUUUAGCAAAAUGCAGUCGUUCUAAAGCUCGAGUCUCUGUGUUAUCCUUACCACAUUACAAUGUCGAUGCACCAGUGUUUAUGCCUGUUGGUACUCAAGGUACGCUAAAAGGAAUGACAUCUUUUCAAAUGGAGACACUAGACUGUCAUAUCAUCCUUGGAAAUACGUAUCACUUGGGCAUGAGGCCUGGAAUAGAUGUAUUAGAAAAAGUUGGAGGUCUUCAUAACUUCAUGAACUGGAAAAGAGCUAUGUUAACUGACAGUGGUGGCUUUCAAAUGGUUUCACUGUUAAAACUGUCUGAAGUCAGUGAGGAGGGUGUUAAGUUCCAGUCACCUCAUGAUGGAUCAGAGAUGUUACUCAGCCCUGAAAAGUCAAUGGAGAUCCAAAAUACAAUUGGCGCAGACAUUAUGAUGCAACUUGAUGAUGUCAUAAGCAGCCUCACAACAGGUCAGAGGGUUGAAGAAGCCAUGUACAGGUCAAUACGAUGGCUAGAUAGAUGUAUCAAAGCACACAAGAGACCCUCGGAACAAAAUCUUUUUCCUAUUAUCCAGGGUGGACUGGACCCUAAGCUUAGAGAAGUAUGUUGCAAAGAAAUGGUAAAACGAGAUUGUCCUGGUUAUGCAAUUGGUGGUCUGAGUGGUGGUGAAGAGAAAGAACAGUUCUGGAAAAUUGUUUCAUUAUGUACAGAUUAUCUUCCAAAAGAUAAACCAAGAUACUGUAUGGGAGUUGGAUACACGAUAGACUUGAUAGUAUGUGUCGCUUUGGGUGCAGACAUGUUUGAUUGCGUUUAUCCCACUAGAACUGCUCGUUUUGGCACAGCUCUUACAGCAAGAGGUCAAUUGACAUUAAGAAACAAAAAAUAUGCGAGCGACUUUACUCCGAUAGAAAGUGAUUGCCUGUGUUCAACCUGUCGGAAACACUCGAGAGCUUACGUACACUCGUUGUUCAGUCGCGAAGCAGUCGGAUGUCAUCUCAUUACCGUACACAAUAUAUAUUACCAGAUGAGACUGAUGAAAGAAAUGCGUGCAAGCAUUAUGAACAACACAUUUCCAGACUUUGUUAAUAUACGUUUUAAUCUUUUACACCCAGAUAAAAACUUUCCAUCUUGGGCGGUCAAUGCGCUCGCUUCGGUUGGGAUAACUCUUGAUUGACUUAGCUUUUAUUAAAAUUGAUAAUUUUAGUCCAGAGUGGUUCGGGCCGAUAGAAAUGGUUUCGGUUUAAAACGAUUGGUUUAUUUAUUGUAUUUUAUCAUUGGUAUGAUGCUCAAAAAUGAGCAACUGCGGUCCGUUUCAGACGUCGAACUUUUCAUGUGCCGAAUCGAAUGCAAAUGAACUUAAACAAAGGCCUGGACAAAGGCUUCAGCUUAACAUUAAGUAAUUAAGGUUCGUCAGAUGAAAACUUCGACCGUCUGAAACAGGCCUGCUUCAGACCACGGUAUAGGUUUGAUCUAGGUUAUACCAAUAGACCUUAUGCAUAAUGACGUUCAAGCCGUCACGCCUGCAGGGAAUUCUCAAAUCUGGUUUUAAUAGUCACGGUGAAAAAAUCAAACUUCAAAAUUUCCGCCGUGACUACAAAGACCAGAAUUCCCUGUAGGUGUCACAGCUUGUUACAUCUAUUGCAUUUCUUUACCAAUGAAAUACCUUAUCGUUUAACUAUAUGUCUAAUCAACAACCAAUCUACUCUGGAAUUCUACAUCGUGUGUGAAACACGCUGGGCCUUUAUAGCAGGGG
Dendronephthya gigantea is the source of this 1780-nucleotide messenger RNA. Its product is annotated as queuine tRNA-ribosyltransferase catalytic subunit 1-like. Gene Ontology annotation, cellular component: cytosol. The coding region runs from base 20 to 1201 and encodes 393 amino acids. The record is from RefSeq and is a predicted model, not a curated record. Gene Ontology annotation, molecular function: tRNA-guanosine(34) queuine transglycosylase activity. Lineage: Eukaryota; Metazoa; Cnidaria; Anthozoa; Malacalcyonacea; Nephtheidae. The transcript has 8 exons.